GUCCUGCUCCGAGCUCUGCUGUGCCUCUCGCUCCUGCUGCUCGGGCCUGGUGAUGGAGUCAUUGUAUUGUCUGUCCCUGAAGUGAUUUCCUUGGAAAGUGGAAGUUCAACAAACGUCACUAUCGCUCUGAGGGCUCCACUAAAUGAGACACUGGUGAUAACUCUGAACAUUACACACUCCUCAAAGCACAGCACCAUCGUUGAACUGCCUGAUGAAGUACAGUUCCCUGCAGGUCACACUCAAGCAAACUUCCAAGUGAAAGCAGAUGAUGUUGGACAAGUAACAGUUUAUCUUUAUACCCUUAAUUCCAACGCAACUGGACCUAGGAUUCGAUUUCAAGUGAUUCACAGCAUCAUAGUGAGAUACACUGAUGAGGUGAUUGGUUGGAUCUAUUUUGUGGCCUGGUCCAUCUCCUUUUAUCCUCAGCUCUUUGUGAACUGGAGGCGGAAAAGUGUUGUUGGACUAAGCUUUGACUUUCUGGCAUUAAACCUUACUGGCUUUAUAGCAUACAGUGUGUUUAAUAUUGGGCUCUUCUGGAUUCCCUUGAUUAAGGAGGAAUUCUUAGUCAGUUAUCCCAGUGGGGUGAACCCUGUGGCUAUCAAUGAUGUUUUCUUCAGUCUUCACGCAGUAGCUCUGACUCUCCUCACCAUCAUUCAGUGCUGCAUCUAUGAGAGAGCAGGUCAGAAAGUAUCCCAAGUGGUUGUUGGACUCCUGGCACUCGCAUGGAUCUUCACCUUUACUACACUGUUCCUUGCUGCAGCUGAGGAGAUGACAUGGCUGCAGUUCUUAUUCUGCUUCUCCUACAUUAAGUUAGCUGUCACACUGAUAAAGUAUUUCCCACAGGCAUACAUGAAUUUCCGCCGGAAGAGUACGGAGGGAUGGAGCAUUGGGAAUGUGUUACUGGACUUCACUGGUGGAAGCUUCAGCCUUCUCCAGAUGUUUCUGCAGUCAUACAACAAUGAUCAGUGGAAGUUAAUCUUUGGAGAUCCAACCAAGUUUGGCCUGGGUGUCUUCUCUAUCAUCUUUGAUAUUGUUUUUAUGGUGCAGCACUACUGCCUCUACAGCAGGAGAGAUUAUGAACCUUGUGAGUGACAAACAUCACUGGUGAAGACAAAACCUUCCAACUGAACCUGCCCCU
Molecule: messenger RNA, 1138 nt
Organism: Acanthisitta chloris (rifleman)
Lineage: Eukaryota; Metazoa; Chordata; Aves; Passeriformes; Acanthisittidae
Gene: CTNS
Product: cystinosin, lysosomal cystine transporter
Exons: 10
Biological process (GO): L-cystine transport
Cellular component (GO): lysosomal membrane
Molecular function (GO): L-cystine transmembrane transporter activity
Source: RefSeq, a predicted model, not a curated record